Messenger RNA from Dendrobium catenatum, 1985 nucleotides. Its product is annotated as LEAF RUST 10 DISEASE-RESISTANCE LOCUS RECEPTOR-LIKE PROTEIN KINASE-like 1.1. The coding region runs from base 1 to 1902 and encodes 633 amino acids. Gene Ontology annotation, molecular function: protein kinase activity; ATP binding. The record is from RefSeq and is a predicted model, not a curated record. Gene Ontology annotation, biological process: protein phosphorylation. Lineage: Eukaryota; Viridiplantae; Streptophyta; Magnoliopsida; Asparagales; Orchidaceae. The transcript has 3 exons.
AUGUCUUCUUCCUUCUUCUUCCCACUCUUCCUCACCAUCAUACAUUCUAUUAUUCCUUUCAUUUCCAGUUCCUGCCCUUCACAAAAAUUUACCUGUGGAAAAAAAACACUUGAUAUCGAAUUCCCUUUCUUCACAUCCCAAUCAUUCAAUCAAUGCUCAGGCCUUCAUUACAUCCAGUGCUUGAAUCGUGUUCCAACUGUACAUUUUACAGGAACCAGCUACUUAUACCCAAUAACAAACAUCUCCUAUGAUGACAAAUCCAUCAUAAUCCAUGAUAUUAAUCUCAGCGCUUACUACAGGAGAUCCUGUAUAUUCCUUUAUGAUUUUGAAUUCCCAAUUCCAGAUUUUGCUUUCAAUUCCUUUUCAAUCUCCCUGCAGUCUGGUGAAUCCUUCUUCAAUUGCAAACAAGACUAUGAUUUCAGUUCAGAUAUAUUUCUUUUAAAAAAUAAUCUCAGUCUAUGUAAAGACUACAAACUCCAUUACUCUGGCGAUUUUGGUCAUCCAAACAUUGCUGAUUUUCCCAUUCAUUGCAGAAAUUACAGUAAUCCUGGGUUCCAUUGGAAGCUCUCCUUUGGUGGAGGAGAGGAUGGAGGAGAAACAGCUUUGAUCGCUGCCGGAUUUUCUCCAGAGUGGACAAAACGGCAGGAUUGUUUUAGUUGUGAAUUUGCUGCUUCAAGCAAUUGCAGUGGAGUUGCAGGAGAUUCCUCCUGCCAAUGCCGGAGCAAUUGCGAGGCAAUACCAGGUGUGUCCAUAGCCGCCGGCAUCCUCUUUAUAAGCAUCCUAAGCUUCAUAGGCUUCUGGUGGCAUCUCCGGCUACGACAAAAGCGGCAGUGCUCCUCUUCCUCCACCCUAUUGUCCCACCAUUCCUCCAUUCCCAGACAUCCAUUCUCCAACAGAGCUUCCGAUCACACCCACUACCCUUACCAAACCCAGGUCUUCUCGUACGAAGAGCUCCACGAAGCCACCAACGCCUUUGACACCGCCAUGGAAGUUGGCGAUGGCGGCUUCGGCGCAGUCUACAAAGGAACGCUCCGCGACGGCCGCACCGUGGCGGUGAAACGCCUCUAUGAGAAAAACUUCAAGCGAGUCGAACAGUUCGCCAACGAGAUUGUGAUACUUUCCUGCCUCCGCCAUCAAAACUUAGUCUCUCUCUACGGCUGCACCUCCCCCAGAAGCCGCGAGCUUCUCCUCGUUUACGAAUUCGUCCCAAAUGGCACCGUUGCCGACCAUCUUCACGGCCCCCGCGCCGCUGAAGGCCACCUCACGUGGCCCCGUCGUCUCUCCAUCGCCGUCGAGACCGCCACCGCACUCGGCUAUCUCCACGCCGUCGACCCGCCCAUAGUUCACCGCGACGUCAAGACAGUGAACAUUCUACUCGAUGCGGAGUUACAUGUCAAAAUCGCCGAUUUUGGCCUCUCUCGUCUAUUUCCCCGCGACGGAGCCACCCAUGUUUCCACCGCGCCGCAGGGCACGCCGGGCUAUCUCGACCCAGAUUACCACCGUAGCUAUCAGCUGACAGACCGGAGCGACGUCUACAGCUUCGGCGUGGUGCUUGCCGAACUCUUGUCGUCGAAACCGGCUGUUGAUAUAUGCCGAGAGCGGUCGGAGAUAAACCUAUCGACAUUGGCCGUUAACAGGAUUCAAAGUGGGAAUUUGGAUGACUUGGUCGAUCGGCAGCUUGGGUAUGAUUCCGAUGUGGAAACGAGGAACAAGAUGAAUCUCGUGGCGGAGCUUGCAUUCCGAUGUCUGCAAGGAGAUAGAGAAAUGAGGCCGCCAAUAAAGGAGGUGCUCGAGGUACUGAUUGAGUUGCAGGAUGGAGCUUUAUUGGGUUCUGAGGAGAAGGUGGGGCAUUUCGCCGAACAGGUUGUGGGCAAUGCUGGGACGGACAAGGGUGGUGUGUAGUGUAGAUGUCAGCCUCGCCGGAUGUCGGUGACGGACAAGUGGGAGAGUAGGCGAAUGAGCCCUUCCUCAAGCGAGCGAGGAUA